This is a messenger RNA of Vicia faba (fava bean), 1506 nucleotides long. The record is from the annotation of a GenBank genome assembly. Lineage: Eukaryota; Viridiplantae; Streptophyta; Magnoliopsida; Fabales; Fabaceae.
AUGUUCGACCACUUAAGUUGGUCACCAUUUCGGCAAGGAUACACCAUGUGGAUCCAUCACGGAGAGUCUUUUGUACGAUCUAGUACUAUCUCCCCUAGUACUACUCCAAGUAUGGUAGAAGAUACUAACAUUGUCGAAGAACCUAUUCAGAACAUGAUCAAUGAUGCAUUUGGAGUUUAUGGGAAUCAUGCAAAUGAAAUACCAUCUGCGUCAAAUUUGGAGAUUAAACAAGAAGAUUAUGUGAUGCCAAGCUCAACUCAGGAAAGAAACGAAGCCAAGGAGUAUUAUGAGUUGGCUAGAGAAGGAGAACAACCUUUAUAUGAAGGGUGUAGACGAUAUUCAAGACUAUCUUUUUUGGUUAAGUUGUACCAUAUAAAGUGUUUAUGUGGAUUGAGUGAGAAGGCAAUGACAAUGAUUUUAGAGUUAAUAAAAGAUGCAUUUGAAUAUGCAAACAUUCCAAGUUCAUUCUAUGAAGCCAAGAAAUCAAUCACAAAACUUGGUUUGAAUUAUGUAAAGAUACCCGCAUGUCCAAACGGUUGGUUGGGUUCACUUUCUGGGUGGAACACAUACACAGGACUUGCUUGCCCAUCGUGUAACUUUCAAACUACACCUCUCCGUCUUAAAGCUAGUCGUAAAUGGUGUUUUAUGGGUCAUCGUCGUUUCCUUGAUCGGAGACACAGGUUUAGAUUGAACAAGAUCCGCUUUAAUGGUGAACAAGAAAUGCGGAGUCCACCGAGAACAUUAUCUGGACAUGAAGUUUUUGAAAAGGUUAAAGAUGUUGAAGUCAUCUUUGGUAAAAAGGCAGUGAAAGAAAAAUCAGUAAAAAGAACACGUGAGGAACAACCUAUAGAAGGUGAUAGUACACAAUGUGAUCCUACAAAAGAAGUUAAACUUGGAGGUCCUGUUCAUUAUCGAUGGAUGUAUCCUGUUGAAAGGUACUUGGGAAAACAUAAAUCGUAUGUACGUAAUAAGGCAAAACCAGAAGGGUCUAUUGUAGAAGGAUACCGUUUUGAAGAGAUUCUUACAUUUUGUUCAAGAUAUCUAGAAAAUAUUGAGACUAGAUGGAAUCAACCUGGACGUGUAGAUGACGACCCUAUUGAUGAUAUCCAAACUGCUUCACGUGUAGCUGAAUUAUUUCCUAGAGUUGGAAAACCUGUGGGUGGAUCUUCUUAUUACACCCUAACACCAACUGAAAAAUUGCAGGCUCAUAGACACAUUUUAACAAACUGUCCAAUAGUUGACGACUAUCUAAAGCAGUUCCGAAGUUUUACUCAAAACCAAAUGAGGCGCAGUCAAAGAAGUGCUACAGAGAUAGACAAGAAGGGUCAUAAGGAGUUUGCGCAUUGGUUCAGCAAUCGUAUUCGCAACAAUCUUGACAACAUUCAUGGGCCAGAUAAAGAUGUUCUCAUUAGUAUUUCUCAUGGACCUUUUGAUAAAGUUAAAAGAUUUACCGCGUUCAAUGUCAAUGGAUUCAAGUUUCGAACGUUGGAACGAGAAAAUCUUUAA